CUGGGAGCAGGAGGAGGAGAAGGAGGUGGGCAGAGCGCGAGCGGGAGGCGGAGAGGAGCCGACCGAGCAUUUAAAGCGGCAGCCCAACCUCCCCUUCGCCCAGUAGCGAGCCGAGGAAGGCAGGCAGGCAGGCAGGCGAGCGCGUCCGGGAGGAAGCGCCUACGGCAAUAGCCAGGAGCUGGACCUCCCCGCCCCACCGAACCAUCCCCUGCCCGCCCCUCGGGGGAAUCCUCUCUCGCUUGCGGCAGGAGGCGCCCGGACCCCUGGCUGGCUGGUUGGCGGCUGCUGGAACAGCGGCGUUCCCUCCUUCCUGCUCGUGGUAGCCUGGGUGCCCACCAUGCUCCAGCCGGGGAGGCUGUGGCAGCUGCUGACUUUGAUGAAGUUGCCCUGGUGCCUGCUGGAGUUCCUGUUGUCGGCGGUGGCGCAAGGCCAGGAGAUGUACGCCCCGCACUCCAUCCGCCUGGAGGGAGACAUCACCCUGGGCGGCCUCUUCCCCGUCCACGCCAAGGGCCCCACCGGCGUGCCGUGCGGGGACAUCAAGAAGGAGAACGGCAUCCACCGCCUGGAGGCCAUGCUCUACGCCCUGGACCAGAUCAACAGCGACCCCGAGCUCCUGCCCAACGUCACCCUGGGCGCCAGGAUCUUGGACACCUGCUCCAGGGAUACGUACGCGCUGGAGCAGUCGCUCACCUUCGUGCAGGCGCUCAUCCAGAAGGACACCUCCGACGUGAGGUGCACCAACGGGGAGCCGCCGGUCUUCGUCAAGCCGGAGAAAGUGGUGGGCGUCAUCGGGGCGUCGGGCAGCUCCGUCUCCAUCAUGGUGGCCAACAUCUUGAGGCUCUUCCAGGUAGGGCGCUCCGCGGAGGCUCCAGCAUCAGGUUGUUGGCGCCAGAAAUGGCCAGAGAGCCCUGGCACGCGGGCUGGCAGGGAGUGGUGCUGAAGGAGAGCGCCAGCCGCGGGCAUGGCAGAGAGCAGCCCCAGCAAUGGAAACCAACCAAUUUGGCACUGUGCUGUAGGAUCACUAGACUCGAGGGCUUCCUUAGGACCAGGAUGCCCAGCGUUAGAUAAUCCACCCCAUCCCACUUCCCUCCUGCAGGCAGUUCACACGCUCCCAUCCCCCGGGGAGUUUGCUGCUCUGCUCUUUGCCUUUCCCAGCGCUCCCAUCUCUCUUUUCCCAGCCGCCUCUUCCCUCCUUGGAAAUCAGAGGCGCCCUCCCUUCCAGCACGUAUCCUCGGGAUUUUUCUCCUGACACUCUCUGGAUUUAUGAUCCCAUUUUCAAGAAUCAAUCACUGAAUCAAGACGACGGAGGGGGGAGACGCAAGGCGAUGAUUUCAAUGGGUUUGCAUUAGAGUGAAAUAUGGCUUGGCUAAAGGCAACCGGUUCCCCGCCAAGCUCUCGGUUCAGUGCUAGAAAGAGGCGAGCUGUUGGGUGAGGAGGGGGCAGUUUCCACGAAACGGCGAGGAAGCAAGCCGCCACUUUUCGGCUUUGGGGCUGGAGGGAAUAGCCUUGCUGGUUAAUACGAGAAAGAAGCUUAUUUCAUUUUCAUUUAUUUGCGUUCUAGUUUAAAGCCUCGUCUUUAUAAAUUGGAGCGGGGAGGGGGAGCUGAACUUCGCUCGAUUAUUUUUCUGCUGGUGUACCAGUUUGGGUCCAAUAUUUGUUUGACAAAGUAGGCAGUAUUCAAACCAGAAACGGGGGUGACUGAAGAUGCGUUUUGCAAAAGAGGUGCACCGCUGCAUCCCCCAUGCUCAACCGUCUGAACGCCUUGAAAUAGGAAUAACGAAGAACAGUCAGUUUCUCUGUCUGUCUCGUCAAUUUCAGCAGCAGAAUCAUCCUAAGAAAUCCUAGGACAGCAAAGGGUGAAAGAUGGGCGGAGGAAGCGAGAU
Messenger RNA from Podarcis raffonei (Aeolian wall lizard), 1883 nucleotides. RefSeq names its product metabotropic glutamate receptor 7-like. The coding region runs from base 338 to 940 and encodes 200 amino acids. Gene Ontology annotation, molecular function: group III metabotropic glutamate receptor activity. Gene Ontology annotation, cellular component: membrane. The transcript has a single exon. The record is from RefSeq and is a predicted model, not a curated record. Gene Ontology annotation, biological process: G protein-coupled glutamate receptor signaling pathway; regulation of synaptic transmission, glutamatergic. Lineage: Eukaryota; Metazoa; Chordata; Lepidosauria; Squamata; Lacertidae.